AUGCUCCAAUGCGGCCGAUUCUUCUGGCGGCCUGCUAGAUUGGGCCUGAAUUCAUUCUUGCGAUCUGUGCACUCCGCCGCCGCCGCAGACUCCGGCCUGUCUCCGGUCCUCUUGACGAGAGCGCGAUUGCUCGCCGCCGAACAUGCGAAACUCUCCGAAAAAUUGGCAGAGGCCUUCGAUGCGAAAGUUGCAAAACGAGCAGGGGAGAUCGCUCCCGUUACAGCAGUCUUGAAAGACUGGGACGGCGCCAAUGAAUCUAUAGUCGAGCUCAAGUCCCUCCUCGAGCAACCCGACACCGACGAAGAGCUGCGAUCUCUCGCAAUCGAGGAUCUAGACGCCAGCCGCGAGGCCUUGCCUACAAUAUCAGACCGGCUCAAGAAGGCCUUGAUCCCUCGUCACCCGUUUGCAGAUUUACCAUGUCUCGUGGAGAUUCGUCCUGGAGCAGGAGGAGAUGAGGCAGGCCUCUUUGCUUUCGAGAUGCUUCGGAUGUACAUGUCCUUUUGUUCUCGACGAGGCCUUCGCCCGACAGUCUUGAAACAAGAUGUCGAGGACGGAGCUUCGGAGGAUCGCCUGACCGAAGCAGUGAUCGAGAUCGAGGCGGACGGCGCAUACGAUAUUCUUCGGACCGAGUCCGGGGUACACCGAGUCCAGAGAGUGCCAGCGACAGAAACCAAGGGCCGAACGCACACAAGCGCCGUCAGCGUGAUGGUCUUGCCAAGUUUCCCAGAAAGCGGCAGCGGCUCGGACAAUGCCUUGAACUUUGAUGAUCCCAACAGUGACUAUUAUAUCGAUCCACAAGAAGUGCGCGUGGAAAAGAUGCGGGCCAGCGGUGCUGGUGGUCAGCACGUUAACAAGACUGAGUCGGCCAUCCGAUUGACGCAUAUUCCCACGGGCACCGUUGUCUCCAUGCAAGAUGAGCGGUCCCAACAUUCCAACCGGCGGAGAGCCUGGCAGGUGCUACGAGCCAAGAUCGCCGAAGCCCGUCAAGAAGCGCGUGAGCAGGAAUUGGUCCAAUUGCGCCGAGGUGCGAUGGGCGGAGUGGCUCGCAUGGGCCGUGGGGACAAGAUUCGAACCUACAACUAUGGUCAGAGCCGAUGUACCGAUCAUCGGAGCGGCAUCACGAUCCACAAUCUGGACGGGGUCCUCGAUGGUGGCGACGGCUUGGAGACGGUUAUGGAGAGCGUGCGCACCUGGAUGGCUGAUCGCGAAGUUGAGGCCAUGGUCGCAGAAGAGACGCUAAAGGAGGAGAAGAAGAAGAUGAAGAAAUGA
Messenger RNA from Penicillium daleae, 1269 nucleotides. Its product is annotated as putative mitochondrial translation release factor (RF-1). The coding region runs from base 1 to 1269 and encodes 422 amino acids. Gene Ontology annotation, molecular function: translation release factor activity. The transcript is spliced from 2 exons. NCBI's taxonomy places the organism in Eukaryota, Fungi, Ascomycota, Eurotiomycetes, Eurotiales, Aspergillaceae. Gene Ontology annotation, biological process: translational termination. The record is from RefSeq and is a predicted model, not a curated record.